This is a messenger RNA of Chelonus insularis, 758 nucleotides long. RefSeq lists its product as uncharacterized. NCBI's taxonomy places the organism in Eukaryota, Metazoa, Arthropoda, Insecta, Hymenoptera, Braconidae. The record is from RefSeq and is a predicted model, not a curated record. Bases 263 to 628 code for a protein of 121 amino acids. The transcript has 3 exons.
GUUGAUAAUAUAAUGCGCGAAUACGACCUGGCAACAGUGCUUGUUGUCGACGAUUAGAAACUAGUUUUCCAAGUGAUUUCAAUAUUGCGAAAUGGUAAUUUUAAUUCAAUUUCUAACCUUCAAUCACUGAAAUGAAUUAUGCACAUGAUGAAAAUAAGGAUUUCCAAAAACCGGCUAAAUAUUUCUAAAGUUUACAGGAUUAAAAGAAAAAAUUGUUUUACUUAUACAGCUAUCCUGAUAAUUUAUUAAUAAAUAAUUCAAAAUGAAACGUUGGUUGUUAAUGGAAUUACGAAGAUUUUUUAAAAAGCCAAAAGAUCUGAAACGUGCAGCAAUAAUAAAAAGGAGGUUAUCUUUUGUUUAUCUUUUCCUGGCAUGGAAUGCAUUUGGACUUUACGUUUACUCUCGUAUAAAGGAGGAAUUUCCUAUGACACCAACUGAACAGAAACUUCCAGCACUUUGGUAUCUAAGAUUAAUAGGAGAAAAGGAGGCUACAGUUUUAUCUUUCGAAGGAUUUAAACAAAAAUCGCAUACACAUUUUGAUGCAAAUUCUCAAACAUUAACUCCUGUUAAACCCGACACAAUAUUUUCAUCUGCAGACUUCGAAGAUGAAACGGAGCAAAUAGCAUAAUUUGAUAACUGAUGAACAAGAUGUUCUAUACAAGUUAGUUUUUUUUUAUUAUGUACAAACAUUGUUAAUAUUCUAGAAAUAUAAUAAUUUAUCCAUUUAAGUUAUAAAAUAAAAAAAUAAUUUCUAUUUA